Messenger RNA from Protobothrops mucrosquamatus (brown spotted pit viper), 3016 nucleotides. It is a transcript of the gene PDE8A, whose product is annotated as phosphodiesterase 8A. The record is from RefSeq and is a predicted model, not a curated record. Gene Ontology annotation, biological process: positive regulation of ERK1 and ERK2 cascade; cellular response to epidermal growth factor stimulus; signal transduction. Gene Ontology annotation, molecular function: 3',5'-cyclic-AMP phosphodiesterase activity. NCBI's taxonomy places the organism in Eukaryota, Metazoa, Chordata, Lepidosauria, Squamata, Viperidae. The coding region runs from base 31 to 2307 and encodes 758 amino acids. The transcript has 21 exons.
GCAGCGGGAACCGAUGUGCAAUUUGGCCCCAUGAGGCUUCACCGAGAACAACUUCAGGUACUCUUAGUGUUUGCCAAAGAAGACAACCAGAGCAAUGGCUUCUGCUGGGCCUGUGAAAAAGCAGGAUUCCGCUGCAGCAUUGCCAGGACACCUGAAUCUGCCCUUGAGUGUUUUUUGGAUAAACACCAUGAAAUCAUCAUUAUUGAUCACAGGCAUUCGAGAUACUUUGAUGCAGAAACGCUAUGCAGGUCAAUUAGAACAACAAAACCAUCUGAAAACACUGUUAUUAUUGGGGUCGUGCGGAGACAUGCAGAUCGCGAAGAGUCGUCCUUAUUGCCCUUUCUUGCUGCAGGCUUCACAAGGAGAUACGUCGAAAACUCGAACAUCAUGGCUUGUUACAAUGAACUCAUACAGUUGGAAUUUGGAGAAGUACAGGCACAAUUUAAACUAAGGGCUUGUAAUUCGAUAUUUACGGCAUUAGAUAAAAGUCAAGAAGCCACCGAGAUUACAAGCGAAGACCACGUAAUACAGUAUGUAAAUCCUGCCUUUGAAGCGGUAAUGGGCUAUCAGAAAGGCGAAUUAGUAGGAAAGGAACUAACAGAAGUGCCUACAAAUGAAAAAAAAGCAGAUUUCCUUGACACUAUAAAUUCUUGCAUCAAGUUUGAAAAGGAAUGGCAAGGAACUUACUAUACCAAAAAGAAAAAUGGCGAGAGCAUACAACAAAAUGUGAAGAUCAUACCUGUCAUUGGACAGGGAGGAAAAAUUAGACACUAUGUGUCACUUAGUAGACCGUGCGACGACAAUAAUAAGGCGGAAAAAAUCUGCGAACGGGUUCAAGCCGAGUCCCAGACAGAUAUCCAGACCUGCAGACACAAAGACAGGAGAAAAGGCUCUCUCGACGUCCGAUCCACUACCUCUCGAGGCAGUGAUGGAAGUUCUCAGAGGAGGCACUCGUCCAUGGCCCGCAUACAUUCCAUGACAAUCGAGGCACCUAUAACCAAGGUAAUCAAUAUUAUCAACGCUGCUCAAGAAAGCAGUCCCAUGCCAGUGGCCGAAGCGUUGGAUAGAGUCCUGGAGAUCUUGAGGACUACUGAGUUGUAUUCUCCGCAGCUUGGCACAAAAGAUGAAGAUCCCCACACAAGUGACCUUGUCGGUGGCUUGAUGACGGAUGGACUACGAAGAUUAUCGGGGAAUGAAUACAUAUUAUCUGCAAAGCAAACCCAUCAAGUACCGGGCAGUUUGAUCUCACCCAUCUCCCUGAACGACAUCCCGCCCAGCAUAGCUCAAGCAAUGGAAAAUGAAGAAUAUUGGGAUUUUAAUAUUUUUGAAUUGGAGGCUGCAACUCAUAAAAGGCCUUUAGUUUAUCUUGGCCUCAAACUCUUUGCCCGCUUUCGGAUCUGUGAGUUUCUCGGUUGCUCUGAGUCUACUCUGAGGUCUUGGUUGCAAGUCAUAGAAGCCAAUUAUCACUUAUCCAACUCUUACCACAAUUCAACCCACUCGGCGGACGUGCUGCACGCCACGGCCUACUUCCUUUCUAAAGAAAGAGUGAAGCAAACCUUGGAUCCCAUUGAUGAAGUUGCUGCGUUGAUAGCUGCCACUGUCCACGAUGUGGAUCACCCUGGGCGAACCAACUCUUUCCUGUGCAACGCAGGAAGCGAACUGGCCAUUUUGUACAACGACACGGCCGUGUUGGAAAGCCACCACGCAGCCCUGGCCUUCCAAAUCACCACCAGGGAUGAUAAAUGCAACAUUUUUAAAAACAUGGAGAGAAAUGAAUACCGAACACUGCGACAAGCCAUUAUUGACAUGGUCUUGGCCACGGAAAUGACCAAACAUUUUGAGCACGUCAACAAAUUUGUCAACAGUAUAAACAAGCCCUUGGCUGCCGUUGAGGACAAUGGGAGUUCAAAUGGCGAUGGGGAUCCCAUCAAAAACGUCCUGACGUCUCCUGAGAAUCGAAUCCUGAUCAAAAGGAUGCUAAUUAAGUGUGCUGAUGUUUCCAACCCCUGCCGUCCGUUGGAACAGUGCAUUGAGUGGGCAGGUCGCAUCUCGGAGGAAUAUUUUGCACAGACCGAUGACGAGAAAAGGCAAGGUUUACCUGUUGUGAUGCCGGUUUUUGACAGGAAUACCUGCAGUAUCCCUAAAUCUCAAAUGUCAUUCAUUGAUUAUUUCAUCACGGAUAUGUUUGAUGCUUGGGAUGCUUUUGCAGAUCUACCAAAUCUGAUGCAGCACCUAGACAACAACUUCAAGUAUUGGAAGGGGCUGGAUGAGAAGAAGCUGAGGACUCUUCGGGAGCCCCCUGAAUAGCUAUCAGACCAUCGGACAUGUGUAUCGUCCCUCAGGAAGCCGGUUCCUUCAAACUUGCCUUUGGUUUAUGAUUUUUCAGAUUUGUUUGGUCUCUUCGGUAUGACAACAAGAGCUUUUUGUUCCAUGCCGUGGGGAGGUUGGAUGAUCUGAAGAGCCUCAAGGUCAGAAGGACCUCCUUCUCCAUCCAUCAUCUAGCAAUGGAGGAGGUGACUCUACUUUUCAAGCUGAAUUACACUGGAUAGAUGCCCGCAUCCGAGAGAACUGUAGGGUGAGCCUAAUCGCUUGCAUUAUUAGCAUGCUUGGAAGUGAUGUUUGGAGAGACCCUCUUCUUAGGAGAUCUUAGCGUACGGUUCUUCAGAAGAGCAAGUGAAGGAGAGAAAAAAACGCCCCUCACUGUGUGGACUCAUAAAUAUUAUGAGAAUCUUUAUCACGAGCACUAAAACAAUAAAAUAAACUGAAACAGGUACAUGGAACAAUCCGACACUGACAAUAUGAACUCUUCCUGAAAGAGCUCUCCUUUUUUUUUAUCUUCUCAAAUGGACUUAGCUGUAUUUUUUCACGUCGCUGAAAGGGCAGCCACUGAGUCCUGGGCACUACUGCGAAAGAGUUCUCUUCCAAUUUAGUCGCAAAUGGAAGCAGACCAAUGGACGCCUCCCUCCCCCUUGCCCCUGUAGAUUUUCUGAAGCUGAUCGUUAGGCACCUCUGAUUA